AUCUGUAAGCGACCUACAUUUCCAAGAAAACAAUGCCUACUGCUGUUGUUUUAGAAGUUUGUGGGCAAGUGUUCCCUAUUCCUCCCGAAACCAUAGAAAAUGGUCCUAGUUCACGUCUAACUCGUUUAUUCAAGGCCGGUUGGUCACAUGAAAAGUCGGAACGUAUUACUAUCAACCGACCAGCAGAAUGUUUUGCCGCUAUUUUGGCAUUUUAUCAAACAGGAGAACUACAUAUCCCUAUGACGUCAUGUCCGGGAGCGUUCUUAAAUGAAAUAGAAUAUUGGGAGAUAUCACCGGAAGUUCUUUCGGGGUGUUGCUACUACAGGUUGCAGAGUUUCCUUGAUGAACAGGAAACAGUUCGAACAUUUAAAAGCAAACAGAAGCAGACAGUUCACAAGUUUUCAAAGACCAAGUCCCAGAAUUGUUUUCAAAAAUGUAGAGCAAACAUAUGGGAAAUAAUCGACUAUACAAAACCAUCUAUACUUGGAAAGCUUUACCUUCUCCUAUCAAUUGCAAUGGUACUAACGUCAAUAUUUACACUUGCAUACAGUACUGACCCAAUCUUCAGAAGGACAAUGACAAACUGCGAGCGCCUAGAGUACAUGGUAACGACAGGGGUGGAAGGCUUUGAAAUAAUCCGUCCAUAUUUACAAGAACUAUGUGGCGAGAGUGAUGUGCCUAAAUUCACAUCUGAGCUCGCAGAAAAGCUUAAUCGUACGGACAUUUUCCAUUUAGUACGUGACACAGAUGGAAUGCAGGAGGACGAAGAUUUCUUGACCUUUGAGUUCAUAACAACCCGAGUAGAUCAAUCUGGACCUGAUAGCCGUCCUGGACCUGAGACUGCGAAAACUUUUGACACUGAACUGAUUUCAAAACACUUCAACAAAUCAAAUAUUGACUUGAAAGUUAACAACACUGAAAUUAUUACAUUUUUAGGAGACAUUGCAAAUAUGGCAAUUGAUAAUGAUACAGAUAUUUUAUCGGACAAUUCUAACCUUACUUCAUCUACUGGUGAUACAAUGUUUCCAAUACUGUCUUUAGCCACAUCACCCAUGAUACAUUUAGAUAUUGCUCGUGUUACUGUACCGAAUUUGCAGACGAAAAUAUUAACUCUGACGAUUUUGGAAAUGAUAACAACCCUUUUCUUUUCAGUCGAACUAUUGCUUAGGUUAUCAACAUGUCCUAAUCUAAAAUUCUACUUUCUAUCCAUAAUAAAUAUUUCUGACGCAUUGUCCCUCUUGGGAACCUACCUGUACUUUGCCUUGUACAGCAUAUAUCCCCAUCUACGAUUCGGGAGUUGGAUUGACUAUCUUGACUAUUGUCAAAUGUUGAGGUCAUUAAAUCCCAUUCCAUUUGUUUGA
This is a messenger RNA of Ruditapes philippinarum (Manila clam), 1361 nucleotides long. RefSeq lists its product as uncharacterized. Gene Ontology annotation, biological process: protein homooligomerization; potassium ion transmembrane transport. The transcript has 3 exons. The coding region runs from base 33 to 1361 and encodes 442 amino acids. The record is from RefSeq and is a predicted model, not a curated record. Gene Ontology annotation, molecular function: voltage-gated potassium channel activity. NCBI's taxonomy places the organism in Eukaryota, Metazoa, Mollusca, Bivalvia, Venerida, Veneridae.